Triticum turgidum subsp. durum (durum wheat) is the source of this 1431-nucleotide messenger RNA. Lineage: Eukaryota; Viridiplantae; Streptophyta; Magnoliopsida; Poales; Poaceae. The record is from the annotation of a GenBank genome assembly.
AUGGCCCCACCGUGGUCCGCCCCGCGCCAGCUCCUCCUCCACCGCCUCCCCGACGCGCUCGCGCACUUCAGCCUCCUCCUGGACGAGGUCCUGCGGCUGGUGAACGCGGUGCAUCAUCGGGAGGGCUUGAUCAACAAGUCUGUUGUCGCGGCGAUGGUUGCCGACGGUCUGUGUCGGGAGCGCAGGAUAGAGGAUGCUUGGCGGGCUUUGGAGGAUAUGAGGUUACGUGGAUGGAAGCCGGAUUUUGUGGCGUACAGGAUUGUGUCCGAGGGGUUCAGGUUAGCUGAAAGGGCAGAGGAGGAAGGGAGGAUCUUGAAGCAGAAGAGGAAGCUCGGUGUUGCACCAAGGAAGGUGGACUACAGAGAGGUUUUGCUUGCGCUGGUGUCUGGCAGGCAGAUUUCUGACGCGAAGGAGAUGGCCGAGGCGAUUGUAUUAGGCGAUUUCCCAAUUGAUGACGACGUGUUGAAUCUCUUGGUGUGUUCGGUGUCCGAGGUUGAUGCUGAUGCUGCCAUUAUGUUCUGCAAGUUCAUGAUAGGGAAGGAGAGAUUGCCAAGUAUACAGAUGCUCGUACAACUUUGCGAGAGCCUUUGCAAGAAUGGCAAGGGCAAUGAGAUGUGGGAAAUGUUUAGAGUGCUUUUGGAUAAGGGCUAUUGCACGAGUGAGAGGGAGUAUCAUUUGGUGGUGUCAUUCUUGGGCAAGGCAGGGAAGGUCAGAGAGGCAUAUGAUGUGAUAAAGGAGAUAAAAAGGAAGAGGCUCGAUCCUGGCAUUUCAUCAUACAAUUCUCUCAUGGUAGCACUCUGCAGAAAUGACCUCCUUAGGCCUGCUAAGAAGUUGUGGGAUGAGAUGUUCACCAGUGGGUCUAGUCCAAAUCUGCAGACCUACAAUAUACUUAUAACAAAAUUUGCAGAAAUUGGUGAAAGUGAACAAGUCCAACAGCUGUUUGAUCACAUGGUCCAGAAAGGAGUGACCCCAGAUAGUACAACAUACACAUCAGUCAUUACUAUGUUGUGCCAAGAAAACAAAUAUGAACAGGCUGAGGAAAUCUUCAACAAAUCUGUAGCGCAGGAUCCUAAACUAGCUAGUUCAGUGUUAACUGUGUUUAUCAUUGCACUCUGUAAACAAGGUGGCUUCAAAACAGCAUUGGGUGUUAUGUCAAGUCUUCCAUCCAAUAUUGAGAGCUCGAAUUCACAUGUUAUUCUGUUGAAGUGCCUAACAGAUGUUGAGGAAAUUGAAAUGGCUUCUGAACACAUAAAGUGGAUUAGACGCUACUGCAGCUCUGCUUUUCAGAAUAUAAUGAAUGAACUCGUGGCUUCUCUUUCCACUUCUGCUAGCCUUCAACCUGUCAGGAAAUUGGUCUGUUAUUUACAUUCUCAGGGGCUUGUUAAUGAAGUUGGCCCAUGGAUGAAGUUGAUAGAAGAUGAUUAUGCUUGA